CAGUGUUCUUUUUCGUAUUCGUUUCACUAUUAUACCCUAAAUAUUCCGUGUUACCUCAACCUCUGCACGCUGACAGCUGGCACUGCCGCGCUAACCGCAUGGCGAUCUUUGCUGGGAACGACGCGCCAACGAGCACGCGCGGCGCAGCUGAAAGUUCACUCCACCUUCGAUUUUCUUUCCCGGCCGUGUCACAAACCCUCUGCAAACACGCACCACCCCAACAUGGCGCUGGAGUCGCUGGCCUCGCUGGAGGCGCUAUUCGGCGGGCGCGCCGCCUUCACGGCCGCCGCCCUGCUGCUGCCGCUCAUUUUCACCUACGCCAUGACAUCACUUAGCGCGUACUGGAGCAGGCAUGUUCGCGGUAGCGGCGAUCCCCUGACGGUGCCAUAUGCCGUGCCGGGGGUGGCCAACACGUUCCAGUUCGCCUACGACACGGAGGGGUUCCUCACCAAGACGCUACGGCGCUUUGGCGGCGUGCCGUUCCGGCUCAAGGUGGGACUCGAAAACAUGUAUUACAUACCACCCGGCGAAGCGGUGCAGGCCAUGUUCCGGGCGGCGCGGGAGCUGUCGAUGAAGCCGAUCAUCGUGGUGGCGAUGCGCGACCAGUUCGGGAUGAGCCCGGCCGACGUGGCCGUCUUCGAGCGCGACGGCUCCGGCGACACGGCCAAGCCGCUCGACGGCUGGGAGCACAUGGACCCGGCCCGCCGCGUAUUCUACAACCAGCACCGCGACCUCGCCGCCGUGCUCAGCGGCCCGCCCCUCGACGCCAUGGUGAGCCGCUUCACGACCAACUUCGCCGCCCGCCUGCGCGCGCCCGCCGUCGCGAUCGGCGACCACUGGACCGAGCUGCCGGAUCUGUACACCUUUAUGCGCAACGAGAUGUUCCACGCGACGUGCCAGGGCCUGCUCGGGGAGCGCCUGUUCGAGCUUUGCCCGGACUUCACGCGCGACUUUUGGGAGUUUGACACGCAAAUGCUGACCUGCCUCCGACGGACGCCCCGGUGGCUGGCCCCGCGGGCGUACGCGGCGCGCGACCGGGCGCUGGCGUCGAUCCGCAAGUGGUGCGAGCACGCGCGCGCGACGCGCGACUACCGCGACCCGGCGCUCGCGGGCGUCGACUACGAGCCCGUCUGGGGCAGCCGUCUGAUGCGUGCCCGCGCCGAGACGUUUGACAAUGCCGGCUUUUCGUUGGACGGUAGCGUUGCUAUGGAUCUUGGGCUUUUGUGGGCGUCCACCGCCAACGUGAUCCCCGUGACGGGGUGGGCGCUGUUGAACGUGCUGCUGUCGGAGAACCUCACAAAGCGGGUCACGGCUGAGCUGGCCGAGUGCUUCGACGAGGGCAAGGAUGCAUUCGACCUGCCGGCGCUGGGCAGCAAGCCGUUGCUGAACGGCGUCUACCUCGAAUCGCUGCGCUUCUCGGCCGCCACUACGUCUGCCCGCAACCCCGUAACGGACGACUUUAAGCUCCGCGGAUGGAACAUGCCGAAGGACUCGCUGCUGCUGUCGAUCGUCUGGUUUGGCGCGCACGACCCCAACUUCUGGAACCAGGGGCGCAUCGGUCGUGAUGGGAAACCAGAGCAUCCCCUCGACUCGUACUGGGCCGAGCGGUUCCUCGAGUACCCGGACGACCCUGCGAGCGGCCCGGUGCGCAAGUCGGACGAAGUGAUUUAUUCUCCACCUCCCAAGGCCGCGGAGAAGACCGUCCAGGACGACAAGACAGCGAAGCCCAUCAGUCACACUUCUGUCUUGCAAGGCUACUUCUACCCUUACGGCGGCGGGACCAGGAUCUGCCCAGGGCGACACCUGGCCAAGCAGGAGCUGCUGUUUGCGGUAGCCGCCAUGAUGAAGGAGUUCGAGAUUGAGCUGGUCGAUCCUGUGUCGGCAAGGCAAGCGAAGCCGGAUAUGAAGAAGUUCCCGACGGGUGCCAUGGGUCCGGAUCGGAAACUGCCUGCGAGAAUACGGAGACGGAAAAGAUGGUAGAGCUUUUAAUAUGUGUGUGGUUCGCGAAGGCAAUAAAUAGUGUGCUAGGAUCUUGUAAUGGGAUAAUUAACAAAUAUAAACAUGUAUGGUUUGGUUGCGUGGGAGAGAGGAGAACGCAAUCCCAUUUGGAGAGUAAGGAAGCUCGGAGUGCAUUGUUCAAAAAACCCGAAGACAAGAGCACCAUCACGGGCCACACUCAUUGAUCCAUUGAUCUUUCGCAAUUGCUGUCAUUCC
Messenger RNA from Chaetomium fimeti, 2214 nucleotides. Its product is annotated as cytochrome P450. NCBI's taxonomy places the organism in Eukaryota, Fungi, Ascomycota, Sordariomycetes, Sordariales, Chaetomiaceae. Gene Ontology annotation, molecular function: oxidoreductase activity, acting on paired donors, with incorporation or reduction of molecular oxygen; iron ion binding; steroid hydroxylase activity. Bases 223 to 1980 code for a protein of 585 amino acids. The record is from RefSeq and is a predicted model, not a curated record. The transcript has 2 exons.